AGAAAAAAAAUGGUCAGAGAUGAGGACCGGAAUAAUUUGGUGGGGAUAUUAUACACGUGUCUCGAAAAUUAUCCAACGUUAACGAUAUUCCCUUCAUUCUCCACGCCUCGCUGUUGAUUCGCAAUUAAUUUAAUUACGGCAAGUGGAAAAAAAAAAAAAAAGGGAAAGUACAUAGCCGCUCGGGAAUUAUCGUAAGUGCCUGAGAUUGCAAGCCGGCGUUUUGCUUGCUCGUUGACGUUUGCGGCAGAGAUCACGUGCGCCUGUCUUUUCCCCGCGUUGGGAAAUUGAAGAAAAACGAUAUGAAGAGCCGCGAGUAUUUGACCAAAUUUUUUUUCAUCCUUAUCUUAGCGUCUCACGGUGAAAGCCUGACGAUAGACAAUCAGCUUGUGAUAAUAGCAAACGAUUGCUACACGAGAAUAGCGAUAGGAUCGAUUCUACCCUCAAAAGACGUUGCCGCGAGUGUUGAGGCGAAGACUGUUUCCGAAUGCGAGGACGAAUGUUCGCGGCAAAGAAAUCUCUGCGAAAUAUUCAGCUACGGCAUCGGUCCGAAGGGAAACGCGUCUUGCCUGCUGGGAAACCGGAUACCAAACGGUGACGAGCUGAUCGCAGAUCCGGACUAUGACGUUUACCUCCGUCAGCAAAGCUCGCCGAGCUGCAUGCCGGACCGGGUUUACAAAUUGGGAAGCGGUGUGAGAAACCCGACGAUCAUGAAUGGCGCCUCGGAGACGCCGGUAAAAACCGACGAUGAUAAAGACACCGGGAAGAAGAGGAAGAACGGAAGAAGACCGAUCGGAACCAGCGUCGUUCCGGGACCAGCCGGUUUCGGGACCGUCACGAUUGCCGGAAAGCCCCCGGAUGAGGUCCCUUCACCCUUCGAACCCAACGCCGAUAAGAUGCCCGACGACGACCGGAAUUAUGGAAAUUAUCCGAUCAUCCAUCAGCCGAAUUUCAGCCCCGAUUACGACCAGGACAAUCCGAAUCCAAAUCCACCGUACACCGGUUACGGGAACAAAAACGUCGGUUACGGUGGCCCUGGAAAUUAUGCCGGGGAUUUUUACGGAGUGGAAGAAGAGUUUCCUCUCCCCGAUCGGCAUCAUCAGGACCGAGACUAUUAUCUGCAUAUCGUCGAACACGGGAAUCGACAUGAAAUGAACGGUUACAGGCCAACACCUGCUGAGUUCUCAUGCUACCGUAAAUUGUUCACGGGAAAAAGACUGGCCGAGAUUCACAUUCGAAAAGCCGUCAACUGUGAGAGGAUAGAAGAGUGCGGCAGAGAAUGCGACAGCGAAAAAGGGUUCCCUUGCGAAGGGUUCAACUACAGACACCCGGGAUCACGGAGUCGCCACGGGAUGUGCGAGCUGACGGCGAUGCGACCGACGCAAAUAGACUUCGGUCGCGACGUGGAGCACGAGCCUCGCUACGACUACUACGAGAGAGAGCAGGGCUGUCGGAACAACGCUAAUCGACGACCGCAGCGUCCGUCGUACGGCGAAGGCGGGAGCGGAUGGAUAGACGUGAGGCCCGGAUCGGUAUCAGGGCACGAGGAUAGACGUCCGUACCUGCCGGAGCGAGGGGACCAUAGAAGACCGAUCGAGGUGCCUCGUCCUUUGGUCCCUCAUCCUUUCCUCCCUGAGCCGAGGCCGCACCGUUUUCACGGUGAACCGCCACCCUGGCGUCCCGAAGGGUCGGACUACCCGCCGAUAAGCAUUCGACCGAUAGAGGACGAGGUCCGAUUCGAUUACCCGAGACCGGGACGACCCUACCUGCCCAAAGAACCCAACAGACCCGGGCCACCGAGUUACGGAUUCAGACCGCGUCCUCCGGACCUUGGUGCGAACGAAAUUCAACCGUACGACAAACCCGGGAGGAGAAAAGACACCGUUCACCAUUACUACUCCCAUGGAUGGGGGGGAGCCGAGAGUUACGGGGGAGCUUACGGCUACACCACGAACCACAUUGACGGUCACGAGCCACCGAAACGGGGUAACUUUUACGGUCAUGAGAAGAGACCGUUCGAGGGCGCGGCUGACGUCUACAACUACGGCGGGGCCUUCGGAUACGGGGACAACUACGUUCCAGGCGAUAGAGACGUCGGUUACGGGGGAACUUCUAGGCGACCCGAACACUGCUCGGUCAGGUCCGGGGCGGGGUUUAAACUGCGCAGAGGAAUAGUCAGGAAGAGUUAUCUUACGCCGAGUUUGGACCACUGCGAGAAUCUCUGCGCUAUUGAGAAGGACUGCCUCUGCGUGACCUUCAGCUACAGGUACAGCGUCACCGCUGAUGCGCCAACUGACAACUGUCUUCUCAGCGAGAUAUCCUACAGGGAUCUUGACUUUUACACCGACCUGGAACCCGACCGCGAUUACGACAUCUACUCGAUGACCGGAAAUGCAAAAUCGUGCGCCGAAAAGGGAGGACAAAUCAGCCACCGUCCCGCUGAAGAAGAGUGCUUCUGGCGAGUCAGAAGCGGCUUUGGAAUCCCGCCUGCAGCUCUGAGAAAAUCAUUCGCUGUUCACGGACUCGGGGAGUGCGAAGCCGCGUGUGUAGAUGCCGUUUCGUUUACGUGCAGGAGUUUCGUUUAUAGAUACGGCGAAAAACCGAUCAGAGACGGUGCUCCGAAUUGUUUCCUGAGCGACUGUCCAACCCAGGAAUUGGAUCCACUGUCUCUGAUUGAUGUUGAAGGUGCCGAAUUGUACCAGAGAGGAAGUUUCGGUCGAGGAUGUGAACCGUAUCCUUUCCCACCGCUGAAUCACCGUUGGCGAAAACCAGAGCCUAACACAAGGCCGACAAAACCGGACGAAGUGUGUUACGCGGAGUACGACAAACCGUGCAGAUUGACACCGAGCGCAGUGAUCCUGACGAUAUACGUCGACUCCGAGAUCGAGUGUCGAGAGCGAUGUUCAGAGAUGCGGUUGAGGGGUCGAGUGCCGUGCAUGGCGUUCAGCUACAGAAUUUCAGUCGACAGGGACGAGCACAACUGUUUCAUGAGCGACGUACCGCGUCGCGAUUUGCGUCCUGGAAUAGAUUACAUCCGUGGCGACGGUCACCUGCUUUUUGUGUGGAAGGAAUUCGAGCCUCAGUGCGACUCGGGCUACUCCGUAGGAAUAUACCUCGACGAUGACGAGGAUCAGGACCGCUACUUCCACCAUGAGAAACUUCCACCCCCACGCCGACCGGGCAUCGGCCACGAACCACCCAGGCCAGGUCCAAGCUCUCGUCCACAUAAUUCUCCCGGGCAUUACGACCCGUCGAGUGGAGGCGGUGGCUUCGACUUUGAGCCUAGACCAGGAAGACCUCAUGGGGGAGGUCGGUACCCUCCGCCAUCGGGUUUCAACGAUCAUAGAAACACCGGAAGACCCUACGGUACGGUUCCUAGACCCAAUGACGACGACGAAGGUUACUACAACCGCCGUCCAUUGAACCCUGAUAGACCAGACCCUGUCGGACCGAGUUACGGAGGUCAAUCUGGAGGAGGCGGUUACGGCGGAGGUUCCUUAUACGACACCGAAGAUCAAUACCACUUUUCGCACAAAUACGGAGGCUCAACGUUUCAGCACUUCACGGUAAACGGCCAGCCCUGCAGGCGGGGAACCAGAUGCGAGAGGAACAAAAUCGCCGGUUUCUGGUCCUGUGAGCCAGAAGGCGGUGAGUUUGGAAGCUGGGACUACUGCUGCGAGCCACAGCAUCACUGCGGUUAUUCGCAGGGUUACCAUUACCCAUGGUGCUACGUGGGGCCGGAUCAAGAACAGUGGAGGCCGUGCAGCGAGAAUUAUUACCCCUACCUGCCAAAUCCUCGGCCAGGUCGUCCGACGAGCGAUCGUUACGAGGAGGAAAAUCCUUACGGAGAAGUGCCGAGGCCGGGAUUACUCGGCAGACAUUGGCCUGUCGCUUAUCUGCACCGAGAGGCGCCGCCGAACGCAACCGACUCCUUGGCCACCGCAGACAACAGAAGAAACCGUGAGCUAAACGUUUCUCACGAGGAUCAGAGCUCGGCUGGAUCCGAAGGGAUCGAGUCGAAGGAUUCGCAGCUCCGGGGUAACCGGAACGUCGUCAUAGUCAAUGACGGCGGUACCGAGACUUCGCAUACUCGCUCAGGCAAGAUCGAAAGGAUAACCAGAUUCCGCGGGUCUGGAACUUCCGGAAGGAACGAGGAGUCCUCGAGUUUCUCCUCGUCGAUUAUCACGUCGAGUCGAGGCGGGGCGGGAAAUACGACGGGGAAAAUUCAGGACAACGAGGAUCGGGAGCUAGCCCAGAUACUGAGACUACGAGAUUCCUAUGACAGCGAUUAUGCGGUUAGGAACGAUUAUAACGAUACCGAUUCACCCUGGGUACCCGGAAGUGAUACUACGUUUAUAAAACUGCCAAUUAUAUCGCCGAAUAAAACUAGGGAGGAAGAAACGUUCGAGGAUUACUUCGAAAUCGUCAACGUCGAGUAAUUUGAAUAUCCAUGUUUGAUUCACGGGUUAAUUAUUUACAGAUAUGAGUUUUUAAUUGUGAGAAGGAAAAAACGAUGAGGAAAUUUAUGAAUUAUUUAUAUGGAUCAAUUAUAAAUUACGUAUUCAACGAAGCGAGUUUGUACCUCUUUUAUCUUUUCUGUUGUACGCGAAAUUGAGGAUUGAUUUUCGAAUGUAUUGACGACGAAAGUUAGAUAAGUAUAAUGUAAUACAAGCUUUGUACGCCCCUCGAGACGUUUCGAAGUAAAUAGAUUAGCUGUAUAUAAUAUAAUAUAAAUAUACGAUCGACAUACCCGUCUGUAUCCUAUUUAAUUAUUGUCCAAAAAAAAUUCAUUAUCCAUUUACUGACAUGGAAUCCUAAAUUUUUACCAACAAUUUUUCAUCCAUAGAUGAAUAGUCGAUAAAAAUGUUUCUUUUUACUAAAUAUCGCAUAAUCUAUCCACGCAUAAGCUCUCAAACAUAUUUAAUGUAAAUAAAUUACUCGGCGACAAAAGUUUUUUUUCAAAAAUCAAUUCAAUUUGAUACGAUAUAAUUUUUAAAGCUGCUAUAGCAAAUCUCCGAGAGCACCUUUAAAAAAAAGGCGUCUCGCGGCGAGCAGGAUACAUAUGUCUGGACUGAAUCAUC
Neodiprion virginianus is the source of this 5078-nucleotide messenger RNA. RefSeq lists its product as uncharacterized. The record is from RefSeq and is a predicted model, not a curated record. The transcript has 12 exons. NCBI's taxonomy places the organism in Eukaryota, Metazoa, Arthropoda, Insecta, Hymenoptera, Diprionidae. The coding region runs from base 300 to 4436 and encodes 1378 amino acids.